ACCGUAAGUUAGUUUGCCAACCGCUAAUAAAAACUAAAAAAAAGAAAAAGACUUCUUAUUAUCUCACUUCCUUCGCAUUGCCAAUAUUCUUUACAAACCGUGCUUUUCGAAUGGAUUCCCCGUGCUUCUAGCUUGUUAUGCUACAUAGUGCUGCUUCUUGUUGGGUUCGUCUUUCCAAUCACUAUCAAUGGACGACUGCGUCUAGGAUUGUCUAACAUUAUUUACCGUUACUUGAGAGCAAUGGCGACCCAGAGAGCACUUCCUCAGAGUAAAGAAACUCUUCUUCAGAGCUACAACCAGAGACUUAAAGAUGACAUCAGGUCCAUCCAGGACAACUUCACCGAAAUUAUCAAAACGGCAAAGAUAGAGGAUGAGACGCAGGUUUCUCGAGCAACUCAAUCCGAGCAGGACCAUUAUGAGAUGCAUGUACGAGCAGCUCACAUCGUACGUGCGGGCGAGUCCUUGAUGAAACUGGUGUCGGACCUAAAGCAGUUUCUGAUCCUGAAUGACUUCCCUUCGGUGAACGACGCCAUCAGUCUCCAGAACCAGCAGCUGCGCUCGCUGCAAGAGGAGUGCGACAAGAAGCUGACCUCGCUACGGGACGAGAUCGCCAUCGACCUGUACGAACUCGAAGAAGAAUAUUACUCCUCCAGUGGGCUACAGAGUGGUGGUUUUCACUGGCUUUCACAAGACACCGUAGUCAAGAGCAGAUUUCCUCAAAACCCCCACUGGGUUGUCCCUGAAAGGAGCAUGUUCGUGCAGACACAGGACACGCCAAACCCGAACAGCCUUAAGUUUCUGCCCGGACGCAUCGUUCUGGAGUCGGGGACGAUGAAUUUUGAUGGUCCACGUGAUGCAUACACAUCGCCUUUAGCUAGACAGCUAUUUAGAAUUGAUGGUGUCAAGAGUGUCUUCCUGGGUCCCGACUUCAUCACCAUAACCAAGACUGAUGCAAAUCUGGAAUGGAAAGUAAUCAAACCGGAUGUAUUUGCUGCCAUUAUGGACUUUUUCACCUCUGGCCUUCCUGUCGUCAAUGAAGAUGCUAAACCAAGUGAAGAUACAGCACCAUCAGAUGAGGACGAUGAGGUCGUUGCAAUGAUCAAAGAACUGCUUGACACUCGAAUAAGGCCCACUGUGCAGGAGGACGGGGGAGAUGUUGUGUUUCGAGGCUUUGAGGACGGCGUGGUUAAACUGAAGCUGCAGGGAUCCUGCACCAGUUGUCCCAGCUCCAUUAUCACAUUAAAAAGUGGAAUCCAAAACAUGCUGCAGUUUUACGUGCCCGAGGUUGAAUCGGUUGAACAGGUAAAGGAAGAAGAAGAGGCUGCUCAAAUUUGACUGACAUUCAACAAGGACAACAUGCGCACAUUCUUCCCUGCAUUGGCCAAUAAGAAGCACUCAUGUGGCUAGUAUAUACUAUUCAUGCAUUUUCAUCAGCUGCAUUUCAGUGUUUUGCACAUUAAACACAUCUUCCAUUCAGUACAGGAAUUUGUCAAGCUAUUCCAUAUGGCUUUGAUAUUUGAAACGCACAAUAUUUAUGUGAAUAAAGUUUACUCAUAAAUAACCUUC
Molecule: messenger RNA, 1566 nt
Organism: Nerophis lumbriciformis (worm pipefish)
Lineage: Eukaryota; Metazoa; Chordata; Actinopteri; Syngnathiformes; Syngnathidae
Source: RefSeq, a predicted model, not a curated record